UCUCUGCAGCCGCGAAGACAGGAAUCCUUCCGACCCGAGGAGCGGAGCAAUUGGAGCCGGGUCGGGACACGGAGGCUGCGGGCCUGGGACGAAGGUAGCCUGAGGCUGCUGCUGUCUGGCAGGGAGGUGGCCAUUCAUCCCUCGAGCGCAGCUUACGAGUGAGGGCCCCUUCGGGGGCUCUUUUGAAGCCCGUGCCCAGGCCUGAAGGAGAGCGACCCUGCGCUUACCCUGGGCUGCUGCCGGCCCUGUGAAGAGCAGAGGGCGACCCUCUUCUUAAACCCCACGGCCAUGGCUUUCCCCCAUCGGCCGGACGCCCCGGAGCUGCCUGACUUCUCCAUGCUCAAGAGGCUAGCCCGAGACCAGCUCAUCUACCUGCUGGAGCAGCUUCCAGGGAAAAAAGACCUGUUCAUCGAGGCAGAUCUCAUGAGCCCUUUGGAUCGAAUUGCCAACGUCUCCAUCCUGAAGCAACACGAAGUAGACAAGCUGUACAAGGUGGAGAACAGGCCAGCCCUGAGCUCCAGUGAACAACUGUGUUUCUUGGUCAGACCCCGCAUCAAGAACAUGCGAUACAUUGCCAAUCUUGUCAAUGCUGACAAAUUGGCCGGCCGAACCCGAAAAUACAAAGUGAUCUUCAGCCCUCAGAAGUUCCAUGCCUGUGAGAUGGUGCUUGAGGAGGAGGGGAUCUUUGGAGAUGUGAGCUGUGAUGAGUGGGCCUUCUCUCUGCUGCCUCUCGACGUGGAUCUGCUGAGCAUGGAGCUGCCGGAAUUUUUCAGGGACUACUUCCUGGAAGGAGACCAGCGGUGGAUCAACACUGUGGCGCAGGCGCUGCACCUCCUCAGCACGCUCUACGGCCCCUUUCCGAACUGCUACGGAAUUGGCAGGUGUGCCAAGAUGUCAUACGAAUUGUGGCGGAAACUGGAAGAGGAGGAGGAUGGUGAAAGCAAGGGCCGAAGGCCAGAAAUUGGACAUAUCUUUCUCCUGGACAGAGAUGUGGACUUUGUGACGGCACUUUGCUCCCAGGUGGUUUAUGAAGGCCUGGUGGACGACACCUUCCGCAUCAAGUGUGGGAGUGUCGACUUUGGCCCAGAAAUCACAUCCUCGGACAAGAGCCUAAAGGUGCUGCUCAAUGCGGAGGACAAGGUGUUUCACGAGAUUCGCAACGAGCACUUCUCCAAUGUCUUCGGUUUCUUGAGCCAGAAGGCCCGGAACCUGCAGGCCCAGUACGACCGCCGCAGAGGCAUGGACAUCAAGCAGAUGAAGAACUUCGUGUCCCAGGAGCUGAAGGGACUGAAACAAGAGCACCGCCUGCUGAGUCUGCAUAUUGGGGCCUGUGAGUCCAUCAUGAAGAAGAAAACCAAGCAGGACUUCCAGGAGCUCAUCAAGACCGAGCAUGCGCUGCUGGAGGGCUUCAACGUCCGCGACAGCACCAGCUACAUCGAAGAGCACAUUGACCGGCAGGUGUCACCUAUAGAAAGCCUUCGCCUCAUGUGCCUUCUGUCCAUCACUGAGAACGGUUUGAUCCCCAAGGAUUACCGAUCCCUGAAAACACAGUAUCUGCAGAGCUAUGGCCCCGAGCACCUGCUGACCUUCUCCAACCUGCGGCGAGCGGGACUCCUCACCGAGCAGGCCCCUGGGGACACCCUCACGGCUGUGGAGAGUAAAGUGAGCAAGCUGGUGACAGACAAGGCUGCAGGAAAGAUCACUGACGCCUUCAGCUCGCUGGCCAAGAGGAGCAAUUUUCGUGCCAUCAGCAAGAAGCUGAAUCUGAUCCCACGCGUGGACGGCGAGUAUGAUCUGAAGGUGCCACGUGACAUGGCAUAUGUCUUCAGUGGCGCUUAUGUGCCCCUCAGCUGCCGUGUCAUCGAGCAGGUGCUGGAGCGGCGGAGCUGGCAGGGCCUGGACGAGGUGCUGCGGCUGCUCAACUGCAGCGAGCUGGCAUUCACAGAUGUGACCAAGGAAGACAAGGCCCCCAGCGAGUCCCUGCGCCUCAUCCUGGUGGUGUUCCUGGGUGGUUGCACUUUCUCUGAGAUCUCAGCUCUGCGGUUCCUGGGCAGGGAGAAAGGGUACAGGUUCAUCUUUCUGACGACAGCAGUCACCAACAGUGCUCGCCUCAUGGAGGCCAUGAGUGAGGUGAAGGCCUGAAGCUCUCCCUGGACACGCUCCCAGGGGCGGGGGGCACAGGGGGCGCGGGGGGCGGGCUCCCCCACUGCCCUGCGAGCUCGGGCUGGGGAUUAGGGACCAUGUGAGAGGGGAGAGUUCACUUCCAUCCCCCAGGAUGUCUUUCUUCUUGCUUCGUGAAGUACAGCCCGUGCUGAUAAGAUAUGCAGGAGGAGGCUCUCUUGCUAAAUCC
This is a messenger RNA of Pteronotus mesoamericanus, 2350 nucleotides long. It is a transcript of the gene VPS33B, whose product is annotated as VPS33B late endosome and lysosome associated. Gene Ontology annotation, cellular component: CORVET complex; lysosome. The transcript is spliced from 23 exons. NCBI's taxonomy places the organism in Eukaryota, Metazoa, Chordata, Mammalia, Chiroptera, Mormoopidae. Gene Ontology annotation, biological process: intracellular protein transport; vesicle-mediated transport. The record is from RefSeq and is a predicted model, not a curated record. Bases 289 to 2142 code for a protein of 617 amino acids.